Molecule: messenger RNA, 854 nt
Organism: Lactuca sativa (garden lettuce)
Lineage: Eukaryota; Viridiplantae; Streptophyta; Magnoliopsida; Asterales; Asteraceae
Product: protein SMALL AUXIN UP-REGULATED RNA 12
Biological process (GO): response to auxin
Source: RefSeq, a predicted model, not a curated record
AUCUUCUUCAUCACCAUACUCCAUAGCCUUCAAUUCUCUCAGCAACCCAACAGAACCAGAACCCCAAUAACAAACACACACACAGACCAACACGAAAAUGGGCGAGAGGAAACCAAACAAAGUCACACAAGCCGCCCUUCUGAAACAAAUUAUAAAGAGGUGUUCAAGCAUAGGGAAGAAGCAUUGGUACGACGUUGUUGACGGCCUUCCACUAGACGUUCCGAAAGGACACUUUCCGGUCUACGUCGGAGUCAACAGAUCACGAUAUAUCGUCCCGAUUUCAUUCCUUUCUUAUCCUGAAUUUCAACGCCUGCUGCGGUGGUCGGAAGAAGAAUACGGUUUCAAUCACGAUAUGGGUCUCGCGAUCCCAUGUGAAGAAGACGUUUUCCAAUCACUCACGUCCAUGCUCCGGUGACCUCCCUUCUCAACAUGUUUGUUUUACGAUCAUUCUACUCCGUUUGCUAGUGAUCGUCGGUUAAGUUUCCGGUCCCAUCACGAAUUUUUUGAAGAGAGAUGGUUCUGAGAUGAGGCACGUCUGUAUGGUGUAUGCUUCGUAUUCUCUUUUUUGAAGGCCAGUCUGUUUUCCAGAGUCAAUUUUCUGAAAAUCCAGCAAUCGUAUACGUUUCAAAGGAAACUGCGCAACUUAAGAAGACUAGUUUUCUGGAUUUAGAAUUUACAGCUCUGAAUUGGAAGAACUGCCUUUUUUUUUUCUUAUAAAUCUCUCUUCAUUUAUUUUGUGAUAUAAACUUUCUAUCUUUUAACGGAGUUAUAAUAUUAUAUGAACCGAAUGUUUGGGUGGGGUUAUUUAUUGUAAUGACUUUUAUACCCGAAAGAAAUCAUUAUUUUUCUAUUUA